CGUAUAGUAAAACCCCUAGACCUGGAUUAGGGUUUCCUCAGCUUUUAAAAACCCUAGAAAAAGAUCUCGAUCUCCUUCUCCUUCGAUCGAUCCGGUGACUGUCUCUGAUCGAGAUCAUGGGGAGGGGAAAGUUCAAGGGCAAGCCAACGGGACGCAGGCUCUUCUCCACUCCUGAAGAGAUGGCCACUGGUACCUCAACUCGUCCUCGCACCUUUAAGAAGGAGGAAGUUGAAGACAGAGAAGAAGAGGAAUCAGAAGAGGAAUCCGCGGAGGAGUCCGAAGAAGAGAAUGAGAAAAGGAAAGGCACUGAGGGCCUCAUUGAGAUUGAGAAUCCAAACUUGGUGAAACCAAAGAGUGUAAAAGCUAAAGAUGCUAAUUUUGAGAAAACAACUGAGCUUUCGAGGCGUGAAAGGGAGGAGAUAGAGAAACAAAGGGCGCAUGAACGAUACAUGAGGUUGCAAGAGCAAGGAAAAACAGAACAGGCCAGGAAAGAUCUAGAACGCCUAGCCUUGGUCCGGCAACAACGAGCAGAGGCUGCGAAGAAACGAGAAGAGGAAAAGGCUGCAAAGGAGACGAAGAAAGCAGAAGCCCGCAAGUGAUAAUGCUGUUGUUGCAUGAAGAAUAUUUAUUUUACAGAAGAAAUUAUGUAACUUUCGCCUCUUAGUCAAACAUGCGUUGAUGAGCAUGCUUGGACUCCACUUUUCAUAAUUUGGGCAAAUUGUGUUACUUCGUUCUAUUAUUUAUUGACAUUAGGUUUACUACAAUUCUUAGUAAUAUUACUAUUUUAGUUGGUGAAUGAAUGGGAAAUAGUCUUGUGAUUUA
Messenger RNA from Asparagus officinalis (garden asparagus), 822 nucleotides. Its product is annotated as 28 kDa heat- and acid-stable phosphoprotein. Gene Ontology annotation, cellular component: cytosol. NCBI's taxonomy places the organism in Eukaryota, Viridiplantae, Streptophyta, Magnoliopsida, Asparagales, Asparagaceae. Gene Ontology annotation, molecular function: RNA binding. The transcript has 8 exons. The record is from RefSeq and is a predicted model, not a curated record. Bases 117 to 599 code for a protein of 160 amino acids.